AUGACCUCAGUAAAGAACUACACAAAAGGUCGGGGUUCACCCCAGAGAGACCUUCUUCCACCACUGCCAGAUAUUAGGGAAUCAAAAGAGGAAACCAUUUUAGUUUUACCACCAAUACACAAGCAACACAUUGUGCCAGUUACGUCAUACUCUAACAGCAGAGGUCUGGACUACUCACAACCAUGGCAUGAUUCAUAUUUGGACAAUCGAAGAAACAUUCAAAGCAACCUGUUUUGCUUGCAUCCUUCCCAUCAGACAGUGCUGCAGAUGUGCCAGGCAACACUGGGUAACAUGAUACUGGUGGAUGUCAGACAGUACAGGCUGGUUGGCCCCAUGGAUUUUGAAAGCCUAAAGAAUAAUGUUAUUCUUGAUCUGGAGAAGGCAGAAGAAAAACUGAUGCACGGCUGGCAUCCUGGAGUCAUUAACAUAUUUACAGAGAAAGACAGCUUUGCUGACAUCCCUACAGGCAAGAUGGAGUCCUUUUACAACAGUGUUUCCACACUGAUUUCUAAUCAGCUGAAGGAUUUGCUAGUCAGGACCAUUGAUUCCUACACCAGCAUAUUUGAACCAGAGAAUCACCUACACUUGCCGAUUUUGAAGAUGGAACUGAUUUUUGAUGAGGAGAAAAUGCAGUUCUAUCCACCUGUCUCCGACCUGGAGGAGACCGUACUGUUUGUGGUGACCCAGAUUUGCAAAACCAUGCAGCAG
Candidula unifasciata is the source of this 708-nucleotide messenger RNA. Lineage: Eukaryota; Metazoa; Mollusca; Gastropoda; Stylommatophora; Geomitridae. The record is from the annotation of a GenBank genome assembly.